AGCGUCUCCGCCCCGCCGAACCAACUUGGGCGGCAUUUUUUGCAGUCGAAAGUGAAAGUAGAACAGACUUCUGGACGUCCAUUUUACAUCUAAGGCUUAUUUUAACCACUAAAGGCUGUGAACGCGGAUUUCAGGUCAGACUGACCUCCUCGUCUUGAAUCACGCCCAAACGCGCCUCGUCAGAAAGAAUCCAUAUCCGCUUUUUGUUUUUGUGUGUGUGUGUGUGGAUAUUACGUCACCUUGGAUUCGCUACAAAAGACACAAUGGAUAAUCGGAUGAUUCACUUUUAUUUUCUGGCGCUUCUUUCCUGCCCAUGCUGCUUCGCUCCAAUUUCAGAGACUGUCACGGUUUCAGUAAAGUCUCCUGUCUCAGUCCAGCGAGGUCAUACAGCCAUCUUACCCUGCUGGCUCACUUCCUCUCAGAGUGCAGAAGAUAUGGAGGUGCGCUGGUAUCAAGGGAGUGAUGAGUAUGAUACUCCAGUCCUGCUUUAUAAGGAAAAAGCUUUCGACUAUUCAUCCCAGAAAGCUUCGUUCGCUGGCCGAGUCUCAUUCGGCUUAAAGGAAGAAACAUCAGGUGGAUUAAAGGCAGGUGAUGUCAGCCUGAAGCUGGAAAACGUCACAAUUGAAGAUAUUGGAAGCUACACUUGCUAUGUUAGUAGCUCUGUUGCUUAUAGCAGUGCAUCUAUUAGUCUGACUGUGACAGAAACUGGACGCUCUCCUCUCCUGUCAGCAGUGAUGAAAGACGAUAACAAAGUUAAUCUGAGCUGCCAAUCUGACGGCUGGCAUCCAAAGCCUGAGCUGAGCUGGUCAGACACCAAAACAGCUCUCACACCUGCUAAUGUGAUGUUCAGCAAAAACUCUGCUGGUUUUUAUUCAGUCCAUAGUUGGGUUCUGGUCUCCAGUCCCUUUGAGGUCUCCUGCUCUGUUGGGCUCUUCAAUGAAGAACCAAAGGAGGCCAGAAUGCGUCUGGAAAAUCCUCCACCAUUACAACAAGAGUCGGGAUGCAUAGCUGAACGGGUGGCCAUUGGGAUACUUCUGGCUCUGUUAGCAGCAUUCGGAGCUCUGUACUUCCUGUACUACAAGAAGAAAGACAACAAGGACAAAUCAGGAAAUGACACAACUGAUGGGGCCAAUCUCACAAACAUUCCUGAAGAGAAUGAACCACUUCUGUUAAAAGCAACAUGGCAGCCAGCAGCUCUACUGGAAGCAUCCAAGCAUUAUGAGCAUGUUCAACUGGUGGACACAGGCAAUCCACUAAUAAAAAUGAAGGAUUCUAUACUGAGAGAUAAUGCUGAUGCAGAGUUUCCAGAUGGAGACAGAGUCACUUGUCUCACUGCAGUCAGAGGAUCACCUGGUUUCUCUUCUGGACGACACUACUGGGAGGUUUGCUUAGAAAUUGCAAGAAAUAAAAGUGCAGACCUCCUCAAGAAGUCCUGGUGGAUCGGAGUUACAGAUAAACAUGAAAUCCCUCAUGAUGAACGUUUGUCUCCAACCACAAAAAAUGGUUUCUGGUUCUUGUCUUCUUGCCCCAACGAGGAGGAUACUGUUCAGUUUAGCACUGAACCAGAGACAUUCAUUUAUGUUCAGUCAAAACCAAAAACAGUCGGUGUGUAUUUGGACUUUGACAACAGAAAACUCUCCUUCUAUAAUGUGGAAGAGAAAUGUCUGAUUGGAUCUCUGGCAGCUGAAUUCACAGGUGAACUGUUCCCACUUUUUAACCCUGGAAAAGGUGACCCCGUAACUAUGGAGAUAUUACAGAGACCUGUGCAGGAUCAGUCAAAUAACACUGAACCUGCGGAGAAACUACAGAAGGAGGAGCAGAAUCAAUCAGGUCUGACUGAGAAUCCAGUGAAAAAAAGUUAAAAGUGGCACAAAUGAAGAAGAAGAGGGGGAAAACGCUGCACAGUGUAAUGUUAUCCUGCAUACAGUAAAGACUAAAGUAAAAGCUAAUAAUCCGGAUAAAAUUUGGAUUUGGAUCAAAAUGUACCUUUUGCUCUCAAAGUUUGAGAAAGUACCAAAAUGUGUUAUAAGUUUAGGUUUUCUAAAAUUUAAGAUCAACAUCAAUGGUAACAAUUUCUCUUGAGAAACAGUAAAUGUCUAAACAAAAUGUAAGUUGUGUGUAUGUCUAAACUCACUGAUACUGGAGCUUCCUUCAGUGGGUGAGUCACACAACGAGAGUAUGUUAAUUAAAUAUCUGACAUCAUUUCACAUGUAAUUUCUGCUGUAUGUGCAGUUAAAGGCAACUCGGAUAAAUCCAACAAGAGAAAACAAUCUUGAUGUUUCUACAAAUAUCAGUUAUGAAUUCUCAAUUAGCGCCGCUGUCAGCUUCUGACCCUAAAUUUGCACUUCUUCAAAGUCUGGUUUCAUAACCGAGACAGUCAGUCAGUGGACUAAUCACUAAAAUCACAUGUUGCUUUCUCAGAAUAGUAACACUGCUCCAACUCGAUCAGUAAAAUAAAUGUACAUUCCUGUGUUCCUACAUGUGUAAAUUCAUAAUGUCUACAUUUGUGGUACCUCUUAGUGAAUAUUUACUCAUAGUUAACUUGAUCUUCUACUGUGUUUCAAGUCAUUUUUUCUAAUUUCAUAUUAACUGACUUUGAUACCUGUUAUAAAACAAGCUAAUCGAUUUUCCUUUUGUCAAGAGGUAUUAAUACAACCUUUUAUACGAGUUGUCAUAAAUAUUUUUGCUAUUAUUAUUUUUGUUAUAUGUUGAAGCUGUACAAAGCUGUUCAUUCUCACUACCAUCUAUUAAAUGUAUGUUCUUUGGAAGAGCUA
Messenger RNA from Poecilia latipinna (sailfin molly), 2774 nucleotides. RefSeq names its product butyrophilin subfamily 3 member A3-like. Gene Ontology annotation, biological process: regulation of cytokine production; T cell receptor signaling pathway. Gene Ontology annotation, cellular component: external side of plasma membrane. NCBI's taxonomy places the organism in Eukaryota, Metazoa, Chordata, Actinopteri, Cyprinodontiformes, Poeciliidae. The transcript is spliced from 10 exons. The record is from RefSeq and is a predicted model, not a curated record. Gene Ontology annotation, molecular function: signaling receptor binding. Bases 264 to 1862 code for a protein of 532 amino acids.